AUGGCACGACCUGAUUGUCUUCCUAAAUUUCUAGAACAAACAGUGGCAAUGAAAGAUAUUCUGCUACUCAAAAGUAAAUUAGCCUACGAUCAACGAAAUAAAUUAAUUGGUAAUAAAUUACGCUCAACUGAUCGUGAUUGCUUGCGAGCUGAAAACUCGAAUUUAUCUGGUAAAAAGCGAUGGUUACAUAGAGCUAUCUUAACCUUAAAAUAUAAAGGAAUUAAUAUUGAGGAUUACCUACAAGAAAUUGAAGUAUUACCAGAUGAUUCUGAGUCCCCAACAUGCUCUGAUGACUUUCCAUUUCGACUGGAUUUAUCAUAUGAUCAUUUGCUGGGGGUGGCUCAACGAUUUAGUUUGAAAGGCACUCCAGAAAUGCAAAUUUUUUCACUUUAUAGAUUAAAAAAUGAAUCACUUGAUACAUGGGGUUAUCGCAUUCACGAAGGUUUAAAACAGAAUUCAUCAUCGUGGGUUUUACUUAAUUUGGCUGCCUUUUAUUGGAGAAUGAUUGGUAACGCAGGCAAUGAAAUCGAAUGCUUGCGUCGGUCUCUUUUCUAUACCCCCGUAAAGUAUUAUGAUGUUCCCCUAGCUGCACUUGGAACUGUAUUACAUAAGCACGGCUACAUUCAGGAUGCUUCGAUGUUAUUCGAGAAAGCUAUCCAUUUCGCCCAUAAUACAUCACUACUGCAUUUCAUGCUGGCAAAUGCUAAAGCGGCUAAUGAAGAGUAUCAAGAAGCCACUAUUCAUUAUACUAAUGCUAUUAAAUUACAACCUGAGUUUGAAGCCGCUAAAAAACUUUUAAGCGCCGCCAAAUGUGAAAUGAAUAUCAUUAAGUUAUUAUAUGCUAUGAGCUCCAAUUCCACAAAUCCAUUCAAGCAAAUGAACACUCGUGAAGCAUUAAAAGAAAUUAGAUCUAGGGAAGCCAAUGUGAUACAGAAUACCAUGCAUGAUUCUAUACAAGACGUCAAUCAGAAGCGCUUUAAUGGUUACAAAAAGUAUAUUAAGUAUGGUAGAAAGUGUAUGGCAAAUGGUGAGGAAUUGUUUAUUUGUAAUCCAAAGUUAACAACAACGGUUCCUAACUUUAACCGAUUUAUCUUCGAAGAUGAACAAGAAGAUGACCUCUAUUCUAUAAAUUUCGAACCGCAAUUAAAGCUGUUAGAUAUGACUUGUCAAGAAUUAGCCACCCUAGAUAUUAACCGUAUUAUCAAUCAGCAAACACCAUUGCCUUUAUUACCUAUUAGGAAACAAAUAACAAGUCGUCUAUAUUAUAGAAAUAUCGAUCACGUACCUGCUGAUCAAAGACCCUUAUGUCAUACAGUCACAAAGUUAGAUCACAGUAUGCGUACUUUCGAACAUUUAGACGGCAUUAAUAAUAGGAAAUUGCUAAGGAAACACAAUAAAAAGCAACUUAUAAUGAAAUGGUUCCAUGAUGUCGUUUAUGCUCCAGCAGUGGUCGAUGAUGCUUCAAUAGAGAGAUGGCUGACUUAUAUCAUGACUAUGGAGGAAACUUCAUGGCUAGUAUAUGAUAUAGCAGCAAUGUAUUGGAUUGCAGAGGGCAAUCACACGAACGCUAUCGAGUGUUUUAGAUUAUCGUUACAUUUUGCAUCAAAUGAAUAUGCUACCGGCCCUCUGAUAGGCCUAGCCUAUACGUUACUAUUAAAUGGUUAUAUCGAAAAUGCAAUCACCGUUGCUAAAGCUGCUUUGUCAGCAGAAAUUCAUACUCAGAGUCUACAAUAUAUCGGACGUUCUGUUUUGGGAUUAUCUUUACUAGCAGCCCAUCAGUUGUCUCCAGCUAUAGAACAGUUUAAAGAAGCAAUUUCUAACGCUACAGUAAAAACUUAUCUUGAAGGUUUAAUCAAGUACAUAACUUGCAAGUUGGAAAUAUCUCCAAUAAUUAACAGUGACAAAGAUAUUGAGAAGUGUCGCGCGACGCAAGAGAAUGAUGCAAAGGAAAACAUUAUUUCUACAAUUCAAGAGACUGAUAGGCAGUUGAAAAUUCAAACUCAACUAUUACAAGAAUUAAAGCAAGGGGAAAAAAAAUUGCAAGAAUUGAUUAAAAAAAGUAAAGAGUGA
Molecule: messenger RNA, 2070 nt
Organism: Trichoplax adhaerens
Lineage: Eukaryota; Metazoa; Placozoa; Uniplacotomia; Trichoplacea; Trichoplacidae
Exons: 12
Coding region: 1-2070 (689 amino acids)
Biological process (GO): actin filament polymerization
Cellular component (GO): cytoplasm; actin cytoskeleton
Molecular function (GO): protein binding
Source: RefSeq, a predicted model, not a curated record